AUGUUCUUUCGUGUACUCUGUUUAUUAACAAUUACUACUUACCUUCAAGUUCAAUGUUAUGUCCCUGUUCCAAAAUUAUACAAAAAAGCUGAAGUGGCACUUCGUCGUUAUUCAUCAAAUACGAACCAUGAUGUAAUUAUAUUUUCGUUACUUAAUGUUCUUGUUUAUGAUAAACGAGCAUCAGCAUUUAUUAAAACUGAAGCAAUUGACAAAGCUUUAGAAGAUGUCAAAAAAUACAAUGUACGAGAUGCAACUACUUUACGUCGAUUUAUUUAUGGUAAAGAAAAUUUAUUAAAAGAUAAUCAAUUAACAGCUGAUCUAAAAGAAGACGUUCUAUCAGCACUUAACGUGUUUUCUUCUCAUCCAAAUACUGAUGAUUAUCAAACAUUCGAUAUAUUGUCUAAGACAAAAAAUUUUUAA
Messenger RNA from Adineta steineri, 420 nucleotides. The record is from the annotation of a GenBank genome assembly. NCBI's taxonomy places the organism in Eukaryota, Metazoa, Rotifera, Eurotatoria, Adinetida, Adinetidae.